AAUGAAAGAGAACCAUGGGAAAACAGACGGGUUUGCAAUAUUUGUCACCAGUGUAGUAGUAACGUAAGAGGGUGUUGUGUGCUGUUACCAACCGAAUCAUAGUUGUUGGAAACAGCUGUCUACUGUUUCACGUUUCAGUUCUCUAUACAAGCGAACAUAAUUAGGUUCGUGACCGUGUAAGCUUGGGCUUCUUUUUCUUACGUUCUAAUGUUAAACUUACUUUAGGCGUAAAUCAUUGCGGAAUGGAUUAUGAUAACAAACUACCCGGUGUUUUUAAAUAAUAAAUCGACCAUGAUUUCAUUUCUGUGGGGAAAGAGUUUCAAAUGAAGUGUCAGAGAGUUCCUAGUAAUGAAUACCUUGUUGGCCAGUUUUUAUAGCUUUUGCGAUGAUCGGUGGUGUAAAUCAAAUGUAAUGUAACCCCACCUCUCAUUCUUUUUUUACUAUGACUGCGAAAUGUGUUAGGGCGGCGGCAGCGGAUACGAUAUAUGGAUUACGGAAAUGCCACGUUAAGGAUAGUAUUAUAAGGCGUUCUCGAAAAAUCCCUGUCGAAGAAGACUGUAGCUACUACUUACAACUUCUGAUCCUUUUCGUGCAAUGUCGAAAGCUCGCGACAAGAAAUCAGUGGGAAAAACGAGCUGUUUAAUACAGUGAUGUCAUUUUUGACAACGGAACAGAAUAAGCGAAAGGGAGAAACUGACGUCGCACGAGAGAUUUUAUACUGUAGAACCCGAUUCAGCCGAUAGACGGAAGACCAGUGUGACGUCAGUAGCGUCUAGCAGCACGCACAGGAGUAUUGUUGUUCUUCUGUCGCAGGACUGUUUAGCCCCGUUUCAGUCAAAUCAAGUGUUUAAGUGGUUCUGUCUGUAAUGACAAUGUUUACACCUACAUGAAUUGCGAUGGAACUGCCUUAAUGAAAGUGUAACACAAAUUAGUGCUAAUAUGCCAUUAGGAAACGUUGACUGUGAAGGACACAUCUAAACUUGUAAGAUGCAAAUCAGUGGAAGUAGUUUAUGAACUGUGGUUACCACAAAUUGGUUGUUAUGAAAUGAAGUGUUUGAAAUCAAACAUCAAUGUAAAACAGUGUGACUGUGAUAAGUGAGUGUAGCAAUAAACAAGAUCUCUGGUCAUGGAAGAAUCUGAAUCCUUAGUGGUUGAUGUGGAUCCUCGUAUAAUUAAUUUUUCAGAAGAUAUAUCAUCCUGCGGCAUUGGUGAUGGGGUUAAAAAUAUUUUUCCAUGUAAGCGAUGUGACAGAUCAUUUCCUCUAGAGCAGUUACUCAUUAUUCAUGAAAGCAAUCAUGACAGAGAAAGGAAUUUCCGUUGUGAUAUUUGUAACAGCAGUUUUUACUGUAAAGGUGACUUAAGUAAACAUCAUGCUGUACACAUUAAAGACAAGCCAUUUUCAUGCAUUAUAUGCAAAAAGUGUUUUUCUCGGAAAAAUCUGCUUAGAAGACAUGAAAAUAUUCAUAAGGAAGAGAAAAAAUUUUCUUGCAAGAAAUGUACCAAACAAUUUUUCUUGAAAGAGCAACUCAAAUUGCAUCAAAAGGUGCACAGGAUAUCUAAAAAAUUUUCCUGUAAGAUUUGUAGAAAAGCAUUAUCAUCAAAGCGUUCUCUAGUGCGGCAUGAGGCUCAGCAUGCAGGAAAGGCUCAAUAUGCAUGUGAUUACUGUAAAAAAACUCUCUCUUCGAGUGCAGAACUUGCAAGGCAUCUUGUCUCCCAUGCAGGAAGCAAACCAUACCCAUGCAAAAUUUGUGGAAAAUCAUUUUCACUGAGUCACCAUCUAACAAGGCACUUUCGAAGUCAUGCAAGGGAUGAAAUUUUCACUUGCAAUGAAUGUCAAAAGACUUAUGCACGCAAGGAGUCUUUAGAAAUCCAUUUGCGAGGCCAUACUGGUGAACGACCUUAUGUUUGCCACCUUUGCCAGAAAGGAUAUUAUUCCAGCACACAACUUAGUCGCCAUAUGAAGAUACAUGCUGGUGUAAAAAAUUUUACGUGUGACCACUGUGGAAGUUCGUUCAUUAGAAAGGACCAGAUGAAAAAACACAUAAAGAGUCAUAUGUACUGAAUUUCCUGUAAGGGGACAUGAUGUCGUAAAAUAAAAUGUAAAUUAUGUGCAAGCAAAAAUAACUUAAGUAGCCCAAUUGUGAGCUUCUGCUGUUAUAGUUAAUUAGUAUAUUACGCUUUUCCAUGUUGCUGUUUACACAUUUUAUAUCUGUUACAUGAUUAUGUAUUUUCAUGUUAUUUAUUAUGGGUGUCUGUUGUUAAUAAAGAUGGGCAUCCAUCUGUAAGCAGUGUUUCUGAUGUGCUUAACUGGAAAUCAUGUGGUGGAAUUCAAAAUAUACACCAUCACACAAAAAAUGUAACACUUUACUCUGUAUGUGCCGGCACACUUGCAUCAAUGCAAGUGACAAGUCAAAUGUCUGUUAGAUGUUUUUCUACGGUGAAUAUUUGUGAAUCCAAAACUUCAUGUUAGUUGUGUGACAUACUUUAUCUUUACCUGAUACUGCGUUUAUUAGGAAGCAGUAAAUCUAUAUAUUGUGAAACCCCCCAUUGACAUUGUGAUAUGUGAAUGUUUUGUUUUCCAGCUGCAUGUGUGAGGAAUUGUUUUGCAGCCACAGUGCCAGGGAAGCCAAAGGAUUUAUACUUUACUUUCUUGUUGCCAUCAGAUAGUUUUAUCUGCUGUUUUCCAAUGUCUCGGGCUGUUUUCUCAUAACAUACAGUACAAUUUGGUGGUUUUGUUGGCAUUUGUGUAUUAUAUAGGUGGUUGCUGAAAAGUGAUAAUGGUGUCCCAAAUUCACAAGCUGUAAUAGUAUUUCGAAUUCAUAACAUUGAGUUCCCUGUUUAAUAUUAUUUCUUAAUGCUUGUAGUUACUUGUGCAGCACAAAAUUCAGUCAUUUCCAGCAACUGACAACAAAAUGUUCACAAGAUUAACAUGAUCUUCCUUUGCACGUGCACACAUCACCAUUUUCCUCUAAUUUACCCCCUUUAUUUUCCUCUCCUUUCCUUACCCUUUCAGCCCUUGCACUGUGUUAGUGAUAGUACUUUGUGUGUGUGUUUUGUUUCAGUAAGAUUUGAACUUAGUCACUUGUACAAAAUCUUAUCUGAAAGAAAGAAGGAAAGCAAGCAAAAGCUUAAAAGGAUAAUGAAUUUCUGAGUGAGGCCGAUGUAGUAUUGAAUGAAUUUUUGUUCCUGACUAUUAAUGUUGAAAUUUUUGUAACAAUGUGAAAAACCAGACAUUUUUGCUGCGCACAAAAGGGGAAAUACAUCUGUUGUAAAAAGUUAA
Messenger RNA from Schistocerca serialis cubense, 3280 nucleotides. Its product is annotated as gastrula zinc finger protein XlCGF52.1-like. The record is from RefSeq and is a predicted model, not a curated record. The transcript is spliced from 2 exons. Lineage: Eukaryota; Metazoa; Arthropoda; Insecta; Orthoptera; Acrididae. The coding region runs from base 1127 to 2062 and encodes 311 amino acids.